AUUCCCCUCUGUAAAAACGAGGAAAGAGUAUUUUUUUUUUAGCAAUAAUCCUGGCUCGACAACACCGCCAAGCUACCGACCAAGAUUGGGAGAAAAGUAAAAACCAUUGCAGCCUCUAGAAAGAAGAAGAACUCCGCCACCAACCCACUCUCCUCCCCGCUCUAAUCUCUUCACUCUCCCCUGUUAUUCUCUGGAUUCGCCCUCGCGUUUCUCUGUCAAUCGAAAGCUUCUAGCUUCCGCCAACAAUGGCGCCUUCAAUCCCCCGUUUUGACCUGGGUCGCGCCAUUUUCUCUUUCUUGGUCAUUACCCUUUCUGUUUCAACAAUCCAGGCCCUCUCCGAGGACCCAGCAUCACCUCUUCCUUCCGUCUACGAAAUCCUGCCCAAGUACGGCCUCCCCAGCGGGCUUUUGCCCGAUUCGGUGGUCUCCUACACGCUCGACGACGAUGGCAACUUCGCGGUGUCCUUGGCGAAGCCCUGUUAUAUACAGUUCGACUACUUGGUCUAUUACGCCGAGAAGAUUACUGGGAAGCUGAGCUACGGGUCGAUCACGAAUUUGGAAGGGAUUAAGGUCCAGAAGCUCUUUCUGUGGCUCGAUGUUGACAAGAUUGAGGUGGAUUUGCCGCCUGCGGAUUCGAUUUACUUCCACGUCGGGUUCAUCAACAAGAAGCUUGACGUUGACCAGUUCGAGACCGUGCAUUCUUGCCGAGAUGGGGUCUCUGGCACGCCCUGUAAAGGGUUCUGGAAGCGGGCGAUUGAGGUACUUCCAGUACCAGUUAUGAAGGAGACUCCAUUGCUAAUCACGGAGUAGCAGCUGCAGCAGUGUUAACAUUCCUCUUGUGAAGGAAGAAGUGCAGCGACGCGGUGAGUUGGUCGCGAACGAAUGAAGGCUGUGUGUAGGUAGUAGUGGCCAUCUAAAAGACCAAAAUUUCAAGGAGUUUUGAAAUGGCAUGUGUACAUACUACAUACUAUAGCACUAUAAGGAAGGACUCUACUACUUUCAUUUUCCUGCUGAAAUAAAGAAAGUAAGAGAAGUGGUUGACUGGUUGUUAU
Linum tenue is the source of this 1051-nucleotide messenger RNA. The record is from the annotation of a GenBank genome assembly. NCBI's taxonomy places the organism in Eukaryota, Viridiplantae, Streptophyta, Magnoliopsida, Malpighiales, Linaceae.